AAAAUGACAGAGAAGUUGGAUUAUGUGCCAAUCCAAUAUUUUAUUACAGUGAUUCCUUUGGAAUUGGAGAAGAGAGACAAAAAUGGUGAGGAGUUGGGUUGUUCUUAUAAGACUGGUGUUUCUUCAACAUUGGCUCUUACACUUUAGAUAACAGUAAGGAUCUCAGAGGCUUUUUCUCUUCUAGGGUUUUGGCUUUGUUUUUGAGAUAAAGAGAUAGGAUUGACUGGGCAUAUCUCAACUGGGUUUUCAAUUUUCUUCCAUAUAUAUAAGAGAGAGAGAGAGAGAGAGAGAGAGAGAGAGAGAGAGAGAGAGCAGAAGUGAAGAUGUUGGAAGGAAAGGCUCUGAUAGAGGACACAGAUAUGCCUGUGAAGAUGCAAAUCCAAGCCAUGGCUUCUGCUUCUAAGGCCUUGGAUCUCUAUGAUGUCUUAGACUGCAAAUCAAUUGCUGGCCAUAUAAAAAAGGAGUUUGACAAGAAAUAUGGAGGUGGAUGGCAAUGUGUGGUGGGUUCCAAUUUUGGGUGUUUUUUCACUCAUUCUAAAGGGACUUUCAUCUACUUCACAUUGGAGACUCUUAAUUUUCUUAUCUUUAAAGGGGAUUCUUCUCCUUCUGCUGCCUGAUUAGAAAUUACUUGUAUGUAUUAAAUAACUGCUCCUCCUCAAGAGACUCAGGCCAUGUUUGGUUGCUGAGGAAGUCCAGAGAAAGGGAAGCAUAGUCUGAAAAAUUAAUUUGGAAUGGAGGGAGAAGAAGAAAAGAGCACGAGAAGAUUAGAAGAACAAACAUGGCCACAUGGAGGUUCUUUUGGAUUUUCCUACGAGAUAGGAGCCUUGUAAAUAUAGUGCUUCAAGGGGCAUUGUCAAUGGCCCUUCUGUAUUUUUAAAAAAACCCACUUUCUUAGCUGUGUCAUGGUGUCUCCAUUCAUUUUUCAACUAGUUUUCUCACUUUCCCUUUCC
Messenger RNA from Manihot esculenta (cassava), 950 nucleotides. Its product is annotated as dynein light chain 1, cytoplasmic. NCBI's taxonomy places the organism in Eukaryota, Viridiplantae, Streptophyta, Magnoliopsida, Malpighiales, Euphorbiaceae. Gene Ontology annotation, biological process: microtubule-based process. Gene Ontology annotation, cellular component: dynein complex. The coding region runs from base 324 to 617 and encodes 97 amino acids. The transcript is spliced from 2 exons. The record is from RefSeq and is a predicted model, not a curated record. Gene Ontology annotation, molecular function: dynein intermediate chain binding; dynein light intermediate chain binding.